Molecule: messenger RNA, 270 nt
Organism: Gongylonema pulchrum
Lineage: Eukaryota; Metazoa; Nematoda; Chromadorea; Rhabditida; Gongylonematidae
Source: the annotation of a GenBank genome assembly
AUGAAGAAGCUGCGGCUACUGCCGGAUGAGCGUUGCACCACAGAACUACACACACUAAGCCCAUUCAUUGUGCUGGAACGAGGCAAAUACAAAAUCCACAGAAGCAAGAAGCAGUUCACUGAAGGGCGCUCGUUUUUUUUUUUGCGAUAUGUAAUUUGCGAUAUCCGCCAAAAGAAAAAAUAUUGUUCGGCCGACCGGCGAAAUGCUGAUAGCGCUGUCCUGAAGCGUGGUGCUAUUCUUGCAGGAACAUUUUGUUCUGGUAUUGUUUAG